AUGUCCGAACAGCCAUUGUCCCAAGACGAAAAGAGACGUCUUUUGAGAGAAAGAAGACAAGCCAAAAUGGCCAGGGGUAAAGCUAGUGAAAGAUUGAAUAAUAUCCUUUCUCAAGGCUCUUCCGUAAAAGAUACCACUGAUGCUGUUUCGGUCUUCGAUUCCAAGCCAGAAUCGACCUCUUCAUCUACGAAACCAACAGAACGUUCCCCUGUUGUAGGUUCACAUCGUGAUCCUGAGGAUGAUCCAGAACUUAUGGAUAUUGACAAUGUUACACCUGAAACUAAGGUGGAUGAGGCCGAUAUUGACCAAAUGUUGAGCAAUAUAUUUGGAGCAAAUGUAGGGGGAGAUGCAACAGGUUCAAAUCAAGACGACUUCUUAGCUAAUAUGAUGAAUAUGAUGAAGCAGGGGGAGGGAGUAGAUGGAAGUACUGGAACAGCAGAGCCCCAGGAACCUGGUUACCAAAGCCAAUUGAAUGCCUACAAUAUAUAUCAACAGAAGUUAUGGAAGUUCAGAUUUUUGAUCAUUAGAUUCGCUGCUGUUUUGACUAAUUUCUUUUACCAUUACUUAACGAUACAAGAUUAUUCGUUCACGUCAUCACCUCACUUCUAUAUUAGAGCCUUAGCUCCACACCCGGCAGUGAAUAGUUUCAUCACCUGGUUUCUGACAUUCGAAGUCGCUAUAUUGGCUUCAUUCUACUUAAUUACCUCUAGAAAUAACAUUUAUGCUAAUGCUAGUGAUGGAAACUUGCUUCUUAAAGGUAUUUCCAUGGGAGCAAUGGUGCUUCCUCAAUUGCGUGCCUACCAACCAUUGGUUAUUCGCCUUGCACAUUAUUGGGAGGUAUUUAGUAUGUUAUUAGGCGACGUAUUUCUCGUCGUGGUGUUAUUUGGAUUGAUAAGUAUUUACAAUUAA
Debaryomyces tyrocola is the source of this 909-nucleotide messenger RNA. The record is from the annotation of a GenBank genome assembly. NCBI's taxonomy places the organism in Eukaryota, Fungi, Ascomycota, Pichiomycetes, Serinales, Debaryomycetaceae.